Molecule: messenger RNA, 1162 nt
Organism: Tribolium castaneum (red flour beetle)
Lineage: Eukaryota; Metazoa; Arthropoda; Insecta; Coleoptera; Tenebrionidae
Product: regucalcin
Exons: 7
Coding region: 145-1122 (325 amino acids)
Biological process (GO): L-ascorbic acid biosynthetic process
Molecular function (GO): gluconolactonase activity; calcium ion binding
Source: RefSeq, a predicted model, not a curated record
GUGGUAAUAAACGGAAAGAAUAAAAUCAACAAUAAUUAAACGAUAAAGUAACAAUAAUUUCGGUGCUUUCCGGUGAAUAUUACAACAGAAACCUUGCACCUAAAAAGACAAAUUUCGUGAAUCAUUUUUUUUAGUUUUACCGAAAUGUAUUUAUCCUGGUUUAUCGUAAUAAUGUUUCUGAAAGGGGCAACAAUGACCCUAACAACACGACGGGUUGUUGAGAGUGUGGAACUGGGGGAAGGCCCGCAUUGGGACCCUGAAACCCAAAGUUUGUACUUUGUGGACAUUUAUGGCAAAGCUAUUCACAAAUACGUCCCCGCUACCAAAAAACACACAAAAGCUGUGAUCGGAAUUAAUCACGUCUCGUUGAUUGUUCCGGUGCAAGGCCAAAAAAACAAAUUUCUUAUUAGCAUUGGCCGUGAUUUAAACAUCGUGACGUGGGACGGGGAAAGUGAAACGGUCUCGGGCAUGGAAAAAAUUUACGAAAUUGAUAACACACCCGACACGCUUCAAAACAGAUUUAAUGACGGGAAAUGUGACGCUUUGGGGCGUCUAUGGGCCGGGUCAAUGGGGGCACAACCAGUCCCGGGACACGUGGAGCUAAACAAGGGCUCAUUUAUCAGUUUAGAGUCAGGACGCAAAGCCAAAACACACCUCACUAAAGUUGGGAUUUCGAAUGGUUUGGCUUGGAGUUUGGACAACAAGUACUUGUAUUACAUCGACUCACAAAAAAACACACUUGAUCGAUACGAUUUUAAUCUCGAGAAGGGGACAAUUUCCAAUGGCGAGAGCAUUUUUUCGUUAAAAAAAGCCAACCUGAGUGGGAUAUUAGACGGAAUGACCAUUGAUACUGACGGCAAUUUGUGGAUUGCUAAUUUUGGAGGUGGGCGCGUACUCAAAGUGGACCCCAGAAAGCCCCAAACCUUACUGCAGAUAAUUCAAAUGCCAGCGCACCAAGUUACUUCUGUUGCCUUCGGGGGGCCUAAUCUAGACGAACUUUACGUCACCACAGCCCGACUUACGACAGAUGGAGUGGCGUAUCCGCCCCCCGAUAAUGGGGCCACGUAUGUCAUUACAGGGACAGAGGCCAAAGGACUCCCAGGGAUCGGAUUUAAAUUGUGAAAAACAAUGAAUUAACAAGCAAUUAAAUAAUUAAAGAAAC